UAAAAUAAACAAAAUCAGUUGCCGUCCAGUCCGCUUUAGCCAAGGCACUGCAAACUGUGGCCUGUUUUGAUCUUUAAUCACUUAGUUUCCUGCGAAGCGUUCGAUCGUCCAGAAGCUGUCCGGUUUGAGCAGCGCGCGUAACCUGAUACUCGGUCUGAGAGCUUAUGUUUACUCGGACUGCCUGGGGCGAUAAGUGGUCGUCAAGAAACUUGUUGAUUACAAGUUUGUUAAAAUCAAUGUGAUUCUUGUUAAACGGGUGGAAGGAAAUUUAUUUUCCCACAGCUAGUCUAGCCAGUGUUCGAAUAUGAAGACGAUCGCGGUGAAAUUGUUAUUCCUAGCAUUCUUCGUUGGUUAUUUCGCCCUGGUUGUGAAUCGAACUGUGUUGUCAAAGUUUGAUACUUUGGCAACAAAUCAAAAUCUGUUGGAUGCGGUAAAGUUUGGUGAAGAUGUAAUCGAAAAAUCCAAACGCCUGGAAAAUACAUUAUCUGGUUCGAAAAUGAAAGUGGCUAAGGGAAGCAUUUCCUACGCACAGGUCAUCGAUGGCUAUCCGACUCCCAGUACACAGAGGCAGGAUUACGUAGCAAGAACUGUACUCAAAUCUACAUCGUACUUCAUUAAUAGUGUCUGCAAAACUCACAGAAUCUCUUCUCGCGAGUGUGCACGAUUUUUGUCGAACAAAUUGAUUCCUCAGAGUAAGUUGUUGGACAAAUGUCAACAAAUUGUGAACGCUAAGACAUAUGACGAUGAAUACCGUCGUCUAUUGCCGGCCAGCUACCAUGACGGAAUCUACCAGUUUCGCAAAAGUGUUCUCGGUGGUGAACUGCCCCAUCCGAGAAGUGUCUCAAGCAAAUUCCACGGAUCCACCGAACAGAAUAGUGAAGAUAGUCUCCAUAGUGUGGCACUGGUUCAGUGGACACAGUUCAUCGAGCACGAUUUAGCCAAAACUACCGUUCAGACCACACACGACGGAACAGAUAUUGAAUGUUGCAGUAGCGAUCACAACAAGGUAGUGCCACGAUACCUGCAUCCUUCGUGCAAACCAUUGUACAUAGCUGAAGAUGAUCCUUACUACAAAACUCGUGACGUUACCUGUUUGAACUAUGUGCGUAGUUCACUGUCACUGGGUGAUAAAUGUAACUUAGGACCAGCAAACCAACUGAACCAGGCUACCAAUCGACUCGAUCUGUCACAACUCUACGGUAAUCAUGAGAAGGAAACAUUGCCGCUUCGUACGAGCCAUGGAGGGAAAUUGCGCUCUCAAACAUUCGAUUCCGUCGAAUACCUAGUUGAAAGCUCGGAUAAGAAACAAUGUGUCGCGAAUGACACUUUGAGCACGAUUUGUUACGCGUCGGGAGAUACUCGAGUAAACGUGAAUCCAUUUGUGACACUUCUGCACACGCUCUUCUUGCGAUCCCAUAAUCGGUUGACGAACCAUUUGUCCCUUUCGAAUCCUCACUGGAGUGAUGAACGCUUGUUUCAGUUUAGCAGAAGGAUAAACAUUAGGAUAUACAGGAAAAUUGUCCGCGAAUGGGCGGAAACCAUUCUGGGUAAGCGCAUUCACGUUGGACAAUUGGGAGAUAUUGAUCCGCGAGUUAGUAACGAGUUCGCGACCGCCGCCAUUCGUUUCUACAACACAAUGAUGCCAGGAGAAAUAAGUGACUCGUUGCCGGCCAACCGACAGCUUGGGUUGGACCUGGAAGAUUUGUUCUACAAGCCGAAAGACAUGCGCAAGAAGAAGUACUUCAGCCAACUGAUGAGUUCGGUUCUACGACAAAACGCAAUGUCUAUGGAUGUAAGCUACGUGGAUGAUAUGGCACAGUUGUUGUUCAAAACCAGUAACAUUGGUACGGACGUUCUUGCAUUGGACAUCCAACGCGGACGCGACCAUGGACUGAGUAGCUACACGAGUUACUACACACUUUGUACAGGGAAAACGGUUGAGUCUUGGAGUAAUCUAUCCUCAAUCAUCAGUCCAGCGGAUAUCGAAACACUUAAAUCGGCAUACGCUUCAGUGCAUGACGUUGAUCUCGUCGUAGGAGCGGUCGCGGAACGUCCCGGUGUACCGGAAGCGAUUGUUGGUCCGACACUGGCUUGUAUCAUCAAGGACCAAAUGGCCUUUUCACUCGGCGCAGAUGAACAGCAUCAUCCCCAGAUCGACGACAUGCUAACAAAUUAUUCAGCAGCACGCUUCCUCUGUGACACGGCACAAGUAGAACAGGUACAACGAAACAUAUUCCGUCUGCCAGCGGUCGACAACCCACAAGUGCGUUGCGCACAGCUUCCCGAGCUGGACUUGAGUUCCUUACGGGAGCCGCAAUAGUAGGCGGAUGCUGUUUAUACGAAUAAAUAAUGAAUGAGGCACAACACAUUAAAAUACUAUCGCACAGCAGGCGAUGACGAUGACGACGACGACGAUGGUGAUAAUUAUUGCGAAAACGGUGCCUUUUGCAUGUGGUGCGGAACCCGUCCUCCUAACUUAAGAGCUAUAUUGACAAACAACUUGUAGCAGGCAUACUUUGCUUCGCGCUUCACAUGGAAUCUUUGUUCGCGAAAAAAGAAUGUUAACCUAAAACUAUACAAACAAAGAGGAACAAAACUUUCCCAUGUUAAAUCCUUAAAUCGCGAUAUAUUCGUUAGAAACCAUGCGAGGGCAACGCUAGCAAUGCAAUACGCUUCUGACUUGAAUUAGAAAUAAAUAAAAGUAUUUUUGUAUAAUAGAAAAACAAGUGUUGACCUAAAAAUCAUGGCCGUUUUGUGUUAUGUUACAAGAUGACCCAACGUCUAUGUUUGUUUCACUACUUCUUUGAUGACGACGGCCAGUAAAGUGAUAAGGAGCAGUUCUGUGGAAAUGAAACUGUUUGUGUACACAUGUCUAUGAAGUCGAAGUUUCUACUGAUUGAAUGAUCAUCAAAAUAAAUUGUAGUUUGUGCUGUUGGAUUUCAGCACGUCGGAUUAUGAUUAAUUGAAAUGAUAAUAGAGUGAUUUCUAAUAAUUCCAAUGAAAAAUAGCGAUGUGGUAUACAAUUAUGCCUGAAUCAGAAUCAAUGUAAUCAAUGAGGACAAACUAAUGUUACACUAUGACAGUUUACACAUGUCGCCCUCAAGCCUACUUUAAUACAACUCGGAAUAUGAGGGCAUACCAGUUUAAUAAAACAGCUGUUUUACUGUGAUAGUUUGCAA
This is a messenger RNA of Malaya genurostris, 3179 nucleotides long. RefSeq names its product peroxidase. The transcript has a single exon. Gene Ontology annotation, biological process: response to oxidative stress. Bases 305 to 2320 code for a protein of 671 amino acids. Gene Ontology annotation, molecular function: heme binding; peroxidase activity. NCBI's taxonomy places the organism in Eukaryota, Metazoa, Arthropoda, Insecta, Diptera, Culicidae. The record is from RefSeq and is a predicted model, not a curated record.